Molecule: messenger RNA, 2382 nt
Organism: Drosophila subpulchrella
Lineage: Eukaryota; Metazoa; Arthropoda; Insecta; Diptera; Drosophilidae
Product: ATP-binding cassette sub-family B member 10, mitochondrial
Exons: 6
Coding region: 118-2193 (691 amino acids)
Biological process (GO): transmembrane transport
Cellular component (GO): membrane
Molecular function (GO): ABC-type oligopeptide transporter activity; ATP hydrolysis activity; ATP binding
Source: RefSeq, a predicted model, not a curated record
GAAGAAGAAGAACACCACUGGAAUUCGUUUUGUUGUUUUUGUUUUUAUACAAUUCGAAUUCCUUUCAAAAUCUCUCCUGGUUUUUUCCUUAACUUUCUGAAUGAGACAGGAAUCACAAUGCUGUUGAAUUGCACGAGGCUGACACACGGCUGCACGACUCGCCGGGUCACGCAAAUCAGCCAAAUCAGGUCGCCCACAUCAUAUAACCACCAUUUGGGCAGGUGUCUCCACCGACGCAGCACCACCGCCAGGACCACCCUGCCGCCCAGCCACCCACCACUGGCCACACCUGCGAGGCAACUGCUUCAAACGCUCCGCAUGCCGUGGUGGUGCAUGCGACGAGGUUUCGCCCAGAGCAGCAAGUGGUUGGCCAGGAAUGCCAAGGCGGACGCAGUGCCUCCAGUUGGAGCCGAGCCGGUGAAAAUGGGCAGAUCCCAGUAUGGCCGCCUGCUCAGCCUGACCAAAUCGGAGAAAUGGGUGCUCUCAGCGGGCAUUGGCUGUCUGGUGGUCUCCUCGGCCAUCACCAUGUCGGUGCCCCUUUUCCUGGGCAAGGUCAUCGAUGUGGUCUUCAAUAAAUCGGGCAUAGACAGCGCCGCCAUGGCCAAACUGGGCGAGUACUCAAUGCUGCUCUUCGCCAUCUUCGUGGUGGGCGGAUUCGCCAACUUUGCCCGUGUCCACCUGUUCGGAAAUGCGGCUCUCCGCAUCGUGCGCAACCUGAGAUCCCGACUGUACAGAUCCAUGCUGCUGCAGGAGGUGGGAUGGUUCGAUACCAAGGGCAGCGGCGAACUGAUCAACCGGCUGAGCAACGACACCUACAUGGUGGGCAUGUCGCUCAGCCAGAACGUCUCCGAUGGCCUGCGAUCUGUGGCCAUGAUUGGCGUCGGCACGGGCAUGAUGAUCUACACUUCGCCGCAGCUGGCGGCCGUGAGUGCCCUGGUGGUGCCGGCAAUGGCGGGCAUGGCCAUUGUCUAUGGACGCUAUGUGCGGCGCAUCACCAAAACGGAACUGGACAAGUAUGCGGAGAUAAUGAAGUACGCGGAGGAGCGAUUCGGCAAUGUUAAGACGGUGAAGACCUUCUGCCGGGAACAGCAGGAAGUGGCCGCCUUCGAUGGCCUGCUGGAUGAGGCUCUGCAGAUUGGCUACAAGGAGACGCGUGCCAGAGCUAUUUUCUUUGGAUUGACUGGCUUCUGUGGCAACUUCAUCAUUAUAUCCGUGCUGUGGUAUGGCGGCACCUUGGUUCUGCAAGACUCGCUGACCAUUGGUGCUCUGACUGCCUUCAUGCUGUACGCCGGCUAUGUGGCCAUCUCGAUGAACGGGCUGUCCAACUUCUACAGCCAGCUGAACAAGGGCAUUGGCGCUGCGGAGCGAAUCUGGGAGAUUCUGGACAGGGAGUGCACGAUACCCAUUGACAAGGGCAUUGUGCCGGUGGAGAAGCCGGUGGGCGAAGUGGGUUUCCAGAACGUCUACUUCACAUUUCCCACGCGUCCAGAAUCCGCUGUCCUCGCCGAUUUCACGUUGAAUCUGAUGCCGGGAAAAACCACGGCGGUUGUGGGUCGUUCUGGAUCCGGAAAGACAACGAUAGCCCUGCUAAUGCUUCGACUGUACGAUCCGCAAGGGGGCACUGUUCAGCUGGAUGGCGUGGAUCUGCGAACGGUGAAUCCACAGUGGCUGCGGAACAAUAUCGGUGCUGUCAGCCAGGAGCCAGUGCUUUUUUCCUGUUCGAUCCGGGAGAACAUACUAUACGGCGCUAAUCCCGGCGAGACGCCGAGCGAGGAGCAACUGCAGCGGGUCGUUGAGGAGGCGAACGUCAGUCAGUUCACGGACCAACUGCCGGAUGGCCUGGAAACGCUCGUCGGCCAGCGGGGAAUGAUGCUGAGUGGCGGACAGAAACAACGAGUGGCGAUUGCCAGGGCGCUCAUCAAGAAUCCCGCCAUCCUGAUACUCGACGAAGCCACCAGUGCACUGGACGCCGUUUCGGAGAACCUGGUGCAAAACGCCUUGGAUAAUCUUGUCCAGGGACGCACCGUGUUGACGAUUGCCCACCGACUUAGUACGAUCCGGAACGCGGAUCAAAUCGCCGUCUUGAGCGAUGGCAAGAUUGUGGAGCAGGGCAGCUACAAUGAGCUGAUGGGCAUCGAGGAGGGCGUCUUCCGGGAGCUGGUGGCCAGCCAGGCAUUCGCCGGACGAGAUUGAGGUGCCGGAGGAGGAGGCUUGGGAGCGGGGACUUAGAUUAGGCGGAGGAGACGACUUAAGAUUAGGCGUGGGCCCACCGCUGGUUGGUGGUGGCUCCGCUGGUGCAACUGUUACCGUGCUAUGUGUUCAAAAAUCAAAUGUUUUUAUUUCUUUGUACAAUACACACGAUUGACCAUUGUUAAAGAUUGA